CAAAGACGAAUUUAAAAACACAAAUUUGAUAAAAAUUCACUCUUCCUUUCACAUGAAACUAGCAAGCAAAUAGUGACUAGACAGUGAGUGGGCAUCGCGAAGUGGAAUAUUUGCUGACAAAAAAGAGUGUUUCUAAUAUUAAAAAAAAAACAACCACAAACUCGAAACUUUCAGCACCGUCACCAUGAGCAGGCUGCAAAACACAACCAAAGUCGCUUUACGUAUGAAAAUCAAGGAGACGCUCAGCAAAAUGACGCCCGCAUCUCGUGCCAGCCAAGCAGCGAUUAUCACUGAAAAGAUUCUACAGCUUCCCGUCUACAAACGCAGCCAAAGAAUUAGCAUCUAUUUAAGCACCGAGAGCGAAGUUUCUACCAUUCCGUUGCUGAACGAACUGUUUCAAAAGGAUAAAGAAGUUUUUGUGCCGACGUACAACCGGACCUCAAUGCGGAUGGUGAAAAUCAAUGACUCCGCCGACUACGACAGCUUACCGAAAACCAGCUGGAAUAUUAAACAACCCAACUUCGAGGACCGCAGUCGGGAGGAUUGUUUGGUGUCAACAGCUGGACUCGAUCUGUUUAUCGUACCCGGAGUGGCUUUCACCCGCAGCGGACGUCGUCUUGGUCACGGAGGAGGAUACUAUGACCGCUAUUUACGCGAUUACUUUUCUAAAUUUCCCAGAAGCUCGGACACCGAAACUCGUAGAACCUACCUCGUUGGCGUUGGAUUUCGUGAGCAAAUAUUGGCUGAUGAUGAACUUCCUACAGAUGAGCACGAUUUUACACUGGAUCUGGUUAUCUGGCCAGACGAUAAUAAUUCACCCAAUUAAUUGAUUUAAUAGUAUAGCUUAGUUAUAAAUCAACUUCAACCUACUGUCGGGGAUUUCUUUCAAUCACUUUAAAAUAAAGCAGCAUCGUUGACAUUUUAUUCUUAAAUCUUCAAACUCACAAUUGCGCUUAUUGUUCGGAAUAAAGUUUAUAACUAUCCUAAGUAUUUACAAAUAUUGCCACAUUUCGGCUACAUCGGCAGAAUCGUCUUACAGAAUUUAAUGACUAAAUCACAAUAAGAUUAGCAAUAUAUUAUUCUGCCGCAGCUAGCGGCUGAUUUCUUUCGUUCCUAUCACUGUCUAAAUUGUCGAAAAUAUUUCUCUUCUUGGUAACCCUAAGAUGCGCUCAAAUUGCAUCAAGUGAAUCUCAUCUUUUUUUUCGCCAGUUAUCGACCUAAUUUCAGAAUAAUACAAACUCGAAUGAACUUUCAAUGAUUUUUCACUCAGCUCCCGGGAGAAAAAUUGAAUUAGUUCAGUACAUGCUAUGUACCAAUUCGAAAAGUUUUUUUUAUUGUCAAUUAAAAAUACUGUAAAAAUUGUAACAAAAC
This is a messenger RNA of Sabethes cyaneus, 1371 nucleotides long. It is a transcript of the gene Mthfs, whose product is annotated as 5-formyltetrahydrofolate cyclo-ligase. Lineage: Eukaryota; Metazoa; Arthropoda; Insecta; Diptera; Culicidae. The record is from RefSeq and is a predicted model, not a curated record. The coding region runs from base 185 to 826 and encodes 213 amino acids. Gene Ontology annotation, biological process: tetrahydrofolate interconversion; folic acid-containing compound biosynthetic process. The transcript is spliced from 5 exons. Gene Ontology annotation, cellular component: mitochondrion. Gene Ontology annotation, molecular function: 5-formyltetrahydrofolate cyclo-ligase activity.